Messenger RNA from Chrysemys picta bellii (western painted turtle), 944 nucleotides. RefSeq names its product chromosome 14 C16orf87 homolog (gene HDIP1). Lineage: Eukaryota; Metazoa; Chordata; Testudines; Emydidae. The record is from RefSeq and is a predicted model, not a curated record.
GGCCGGCCAGCCCCGCGUUCCAUCGGGGGCGGGGUGGCCGCUCUCCCCCCAGCAGCAGCAAGGAGCAUGUCCUCGAGUAGGGCCAAGAAAGUGAAGAUGGCCACCAAGUCCUGCCCGGAGUGCGACCAGCAGGUUCCUGUUGCAUGCAAAUCGUGCCCUUGUGGCUACAUAUUUAUUAGCCGAAAGCUCUUGCAUGCCAAACGUGCUGAGAAAUCACCACCCACUGCAGAAAACAAGAGUGAGGCCAAAAGGAGACGAACAGAGAGAGUUAAGCGAGAGAAGAUAAAUUCUGCAGUAAAUAAAGACUUAGAAAACAGAAAAAGGUCCAGAUCUAACAGCCAUUCAGAUCAUAGCAGACGGGGACGAGGAAGACCUAAGAGUGCCUCAGCCAAAAAGCAUGAGGAAGAAAGAGAGAAACAAGAAAAAGAAGUUGACAUGUAUGCUAACCUUUCAGAUGAAAAGGCUUUCGUGUUUUCAGUGGCCUUGGCAGAAAUAAACAGAAAAAUUAUCAAUCAAAGACUUAUUCUCUAACUCAUCAGCACAAUCUGACUUAAAUGUAUGCAGUUUGGCUAGCAUAUUUCCAAGGUGUCAUGGACUCCCGGGAGGCAUAUUGUCUUCAUAAACCAGGACCAUUGCUUUUCCCUGUUAAAACUGUGCUGCUGUUUUGGAGCUCACAGACUUUUGUGUAUCUACACAUCAGCAAGAAGCAACGUUUUAGUUCUUUAUGCCUUGGAGUCUAAUGCUUGAUGAAUGCACAGAGAGAAUGCACCAUUUCCAGAGCACUUCGUUAGAUUUGCUGCCCAGAAAUGCAAUAUUUUAAAUACUUUCCGAAAGAAUGAUUUUCUUUUUAAAACUAAAUAUAUUUCAGAUUUUUCAACUAUAUUACAGUUUACAUAUGUAUAGUUCAUCUUAACCUUUUAAUAAAUUGAUAUUCUGAUAUUUUA